UUCUUCCUCUUUCGUUACUGAUGACACUGUUUACUCUCUCUUAGAUACAGAGCAGAGGAUACGGGAAGGGAAACUUUGCCCUGGCUACAGUUCAACUUUUCUGCCACUUCAUUAGAAACUUUCUGAGAAGAUCUGUGCAGCCAUGGACGGAGACGUGCUGUCUGUGCCGUCGUUCUCGUUGUUAUCACCCCCAGCAUCAGAGAGAGAAACAGAGAAGAGUUCACCAAAGAGCGAGAUCACUGAGAAGCAACUCUGGCACAAAUCUACUGAAACACUGUGGACAGGGGUCGCGGGUCCUGUGGGGGACAGGCUGCUGUCCACAGAGGAACAGGUCACUUUGAUCACUGAGAGUAUGACGGUGUCCUCCACUGACCAGGAGAAGGUGCUGCUGCUCAACAAGAACACAGAGCUGCGCAGAGUCAACAAAGAGCUGAUGAAGCUGAACGACGACUGGGACCAGGUGUACCGCAGCGCCACGCUGGGGCUACAGCAGAGGCUGGAGGCUUCGGACGUGGAGAACACGGCCCUCAAACAGCUGAACAGCAGACUGCUGCUGAAACUGGAGCACCAACAAAGCGCCAAGGACUAUUACGAACAAGCUCUGAUGCAGGAGCUGAGGAAAAACCAGGAGCUGCAGGAAUACAUCCGAAUGCUGGAGAGAAGGACGCCACCCCCCGACAGAGCCGCCUCUGCUGCCAAACAGGUAGCGCAGCUGUCAGGCAGCUUCAGAGGCGCGGUGAAUGGCACUCUGUCAUGCCCCACUGGUAACCCUCCCCCCGGGCCCCACCUGUCACCCAGCCUCUUCUCUCAAUACAACUCCUCCUCACCCUUUUUACCUGCUUCUUCAUGUGCAGAGGCAAGGGGGCUGGGGAGAAGCCAGGGCACCAGUGCCCCACUGGGCGACACCCAGCAAGAAGUGCAGGAUCUAAAGGAGCAGCUGGAGGCGCUGAGGUGUCAGACUCAGAUUUAUGAAGAGGAGUAUCAGACGAAGCACCAGGACCACAAACAGACACUGGAGGAGAAUCGGAGGCUGAGGGAGAAGAGGGAGGAGAUGCGCCACCAGGUGGCACUACUGCAAGAACAGCUGAAAGUGUACGAAGAUGAUUUCCGAAGAGAGCGGUCUGACAAGCAGGUGUUACAGAGGCUGCUGUUGAAGAAAACGCAUCCAAACAAGGAUCCAAUGCUCGUCCACCGAUGUAAUAACGCACAUCAGCCACAAGGAGACGACAAAAGGUCACAAAGCGCGGAGAGAAGAAAGGCGCGUCAACCUCCAAGUCCCAAACGUUCCAGCAAUGACAAAGAGUCAGACUGGAGAAAAACGAAGUAGAGCAACUGUUGAAUGAUAAUCAUAAAAAAAAAUCACGAAUCAAUAAAAUAAGCUUUUUUUUUUUAUAAAUCUGCCCAUUCUUUAUCAGCCUGUUAAUGCUAACAGAUGCUAACUAAAUGAAGGUAGCAUGAAAAUAAAAAAAUAUGGUUUGUACAUGUAACAUAUUGUUACAUUUGAUUUAUAUUUAUUUACAGACUCUAGAAAUAUAUUUUUCGAUAUAGUUUUAUUUAUAUACAACAGCUUUUACUGAAUGAAAUUAAUCAUAAAAGUAUAAAUAAAGUAAAGUCUUUUGGGGUUUUGUUUAUUUGUUUGUUUUUUGGACACUGAUAAUGAGUAGCACUUCACACCUUCUCUACCUGUUCAAAUUAUUAAAUACAAAAUAAAUGAUACACAUUGAAAGAGAAUUUCUUUUUUUAAUAUAAUGUCAUGAUUUGAACUGUGACAACUUGUUAUCUCUGAAAUUGUCAGUACACUUGAUAAAAAAGUUUUGUUAAUGCUGAUGAA
Molecule: messenger RNA, 1831 nt
Organism: Cynoglossus semilaevis (tongue sole)
Lineage: Eukaryota; Metazoa; Chordata; Actinopteri; Pleuronectiformes; Cynoglossidae
Product: TNFAIP3-interacting protein 1
Exons: 7
Coding region: 143-1327 (394 amino acids)
Biological process (GO): regulation of transcription by RNA polymerase II; cellular response to lipopolysaccharide
Source: RefSeq, a predicted model, not a curated record